AUGAACUCUCAUUUCCCUUUGAAAAUGACCAUUGUCUCUCCUGCAUCUUUUGAAAAACCCAAUGGCAAAGCAAACAGUUCCUUUCAAGUUAUUGAACAACAACAACAACAACAACCACACCAAGGCCAUCCUAUUCCACGAGGAGAGAGAGCCACCUAUCAACGACACAUGACACUUCCUUAUUAUUACAACACGCUUACAGUGGAGAAUCGAUACAUUUCCUUACUCUCGCUCAUCAAUGUCACGUAUCCACCUCGUAUUUGUUCACUGUGCGACAAGACUUUUCGUAGCGCAUCCGAGACAGAUCACCAUUAUAAGAUAUCUCACAGGUGUCGCCGAUUUCUUUGCUUACAUCCACACUGUGAUCGACGCUUCUCAUCACGCACAGCUUUGCACUUUCACAUGACCCGAUCCCAUCUUAUCAAUCAAGCUCCUCCGCAAUACACAAUUCAGGAACCACCAUUUAUGCAAUAUCGCGUUGAACCUAAUAUAGGUCGCUUUUCAUCUUUCACUCCACCAUCACCCCCGUUGCCAUCAUCACAUUCACCACAUCAACAUGUUGCCAUGGCAACAACAUCUCAACUGACAUCUGUACCCCAAACAACAACAACCUACAACAACUCUGCCCCAACGUCAUCAUCACCAUCAUGCGCAUGCUGUGACUCACAAAAGAUGGAUGCCAACAAGCGGCAUCAUCAUGGCCAACAACAAGAACCUUAUUAUUCUAGUAAUUGCCCACCACCAAACGGCUCAUCUCAUCCGCCCACUACUACUACCAAAGAUAGUCUAUUAUUAUACCACAUGCCACCACAAACAACCCACGGCAAUAGUAAUAAUGCUGACCCUGAAAGCCAACCAUCCGUCAAUAUGUCACCUACCACCCAAUCCCAAACUUGUAUUACAGCAAGUGUUCCGCAAUAG
This is a messenger RNA of Lichtheimia ornata, 921 nucleotides long. RefSeq lists its product as uncharacterized. The transcript has a single exon. The coding region runs from base 1 to 921 and encodes 306 amino acids. The record is from RefSeq and is a predicted model, not a curated record. NCBI's taxonomy places the organism in Eukaryota, Fungi, Mucoromycota, Mucoromycetes, Mucorales, Lichtheimiaceae.